GCGGCCGCCCCCGCCGCCCGCAUACGGCCCGGCCCGGCCGCUGGGUGCGAGAUGGCCGCCGGCGGGAGCCGCGGGCUGCUGGGGCUGUGGCUGCUGGCGGCGGCGGGGCUGGCGGCGGGCAAGGCGCCCAGCUGCCACGAAGUGCGGACGGCUUUCCAGCUGCGGCAGAUCGGGCCCCUCAAGCUGGUCCCCGACGUGCCCACGGCCGAGUCAGAUUUACAGAUCUGUCAACAUAGAGCGCCAACAUGCUGCACCAAAAAAAUGGAAGAAAGCUACCAGGCAGCUGUUCGAAGGGAGAGGUAUCAGAGUAUCCAGGCAAUGAAUUUUGAACUGAAUUACAUGAUUGUUGGUCAUAUCACAGCUUUUCAAGAGGCCUUUGAGUCCUUGCUUCGCUUAGCUGAAAACCGCACAAGUUCCCUUUUUGAGACAGCUUACAGACCUAUGGCGAAAGAAGCAGCAGAGCCUGUUAAAAAGCUUUUUAGAGACAUCUCUCUCUACAUCCUGGGCGCAGAGACUACAGUGGAAGAUGCAGUAUUAAGAUUCUUUGACAGUCUCUUUCCUCUUGUGUAUAGUCGGCUUAUAAACCCAGGAAUUACAGAUUUAUCAGAGGACUAUACAGAGUGUCUAAGACUUACGAGGCAAGACAUAAAUCCUUUUGGACGCUAUUCUAAAAACAUGGUUACAGAGCUGUCAAAAUCUCUUUGGGCAAGUAGGAUGCUCAGCCAGGCCCUCAGUCUGGGCAUCGAAGUAAUAAAUACUACUGAACAUGCAGUUCUCAGCAAGGAAUGCAGCAGAGCUCUGGUGAAGAUGCAGUACUGCCCUCAUUGCCAGGGCCUGACGCUAAUCAGACCCUGCGUCGGAUAUUGCCUCAAUGUAAUGAGGGGCUGCUUGGCCAGUGUGUCAGAACUGGAUGCCCAAUGGAGGGAGUAUAUCUCCACGCUGGAGUAUCUGACGAAUGAGAUGGCUGCCUCUCAUGACCUGGAAAUCGCCCUGACAGGAAUCCGGAACUCCAUCAAUGAAGCCAUCCUGCAUGCACAGCUGAAUGGACCACAGCUCUCUGCUACGGUUGAUAAAGUGUGCGGACAGCCCAAACAACAAGAAGGGAACCUGUCAUCAGACCAUAUAGUGCCAGUGAAGGAAGCGACUGAAACCCAGGCAUUUGUGAUGGCUCACGCUAGUCUGAACAAUAAAAGAAGUUCUCUGCCUCUGAAAGCUUCAAAGAAUGACAAAUCAAGAAGUUUGAAAAAAAUCUCUCGAGAAUUCAUCAAUUACAUGAAGCGAUCCCGAACCUUUUAUGCCUCUAUAGCAGAAAGGCUGUGUGAGGGAGACCUGGUGAUGAAAGACAGCUCAACCUGCUGGAAUGGAGAAGAUGUUGUAGAAAGUUACACCAGCAGAGUUGUUUCCAGUGGACUGAAGGCACAAAUUAAUAAUCCAGAACUGAAAGUCAGAGGACUAGACCCCCUCAUCAGUAAUUUAAUUGAUAAACUUCAGCACUUUAAUCAACUGGAUGCUGAGAAGGCAAAAUUAAAACUGGAAAGAUGGGCUUCCCGGGAUGCUGGCAGUGGGGGUGGAAGAAGCGAAGAAAUGGAGUCAAGUGGGGACUGCGAUGAUGAAGAUGGCUGUCAAGGAUCUGGUGACAGGAUUCACACAGCAGAUAUACUCAAGGACAAGAAAGCCCAUCCAGAAAACAGAAAUGAACCAAAACCAACUGUGAAAAAGAUUGACACCACAACCACCACAAGCAUUGUCAAGUCAUCUUCUAAACACAGUGUAACUGGAAGCGGGAGCAAUCCAGCCCUGAGUUGCUCACUUGUUAUUUUAACAGCACUAGCAGUUCUGUGGCAUUGUCUUCUGUAGCUGCAUUGCAAUGCAGCCACUGCACAACCAUUUCUGUUCACUGUCAUUUAUACCUACAGCCUUACCCACAGAAAACAAAGUUAAAUGGCUCUCUAGUUUAUGCGAUAUGUUAGAAUAAAUAUUAAACAAUCUGCUGGGGUUGGCAGAUAGGAAGUGUCAUCACUUACAGUGUCUGAAGAUAGCUUCUGACAAAGCCUACCCAGGAUACAGAGGGAAUGAUGACAGAAGUCUGAGUAGCUUAAGUUAUGGGGUAGAAAUAAUUGAGAACACAAAAAUUGUGUAUGUGUGUGUUACUGUUUUUCUCAGUUUUGUUCACUGGAAUCGCACUGGCUGGUUUUGUUUAAUUUUUUCUGAUAAAUUAAAUGAAUGGUGAGUAUUCAAAUUUAAGCCAAUAUAUACGUUAUUUCUCCAAGGAGCAGCUAAUAAGCUAUGUCUACAGUUGUAAACCAUGUUAAUGUGAAGUACUCUUACCAGCUUGAUGAAAUUCCUAAGUGGUCAAGAAGAUCAAAGCAUGUUUGAAACUUUUCACUCUUACUGUUUAGAUUGUAGGAAGCAACAUAAAAGCAUAUGGUGUGUCUAAUAUAUCAGUAUAGUUGCCUUAACCAUGGAAAAAAUUAGAAACACUUCGUUUACUGAGAGAUAGAUAGUGAGUUUCCCUGCCCUACAAAAUGCCAUUACCAAAUGCUUAAGCAUAUGCUCUCAAGGCUUACUGGAUCCAUGUCCAGCAACAGGAAAUACAAGCAUAAUAAUGUUUUGUGAAGUUGAAUGCGGUUUUGUACAGAGCAAAAAAAAAUGAUAAUUCAGUUCAAACUUUGCAUAUAUGAUGUUAAAGAGAAAAUGACUUAAAUUUUCCAUAAAGGUCCCAGAGAUGUAAGUUACCAGGAACUCCCAUUACACACAAACUAGAUUUUGCGCAUUGUGGAUCUCUCAAAUCAUCUGUUUCAUAAGCUCUGUAUUAUUUAAUUACAUUUAAUGUUUAAAAUUUUGUAUCAUGAUAGUUGUAAAUGUAAAGCAAUCAAAUCUAGAACAUUCUCUAUAAUGUCUCAUCAUGAUUGCUAUCCUAGAAAAUGCCAAAAUAUGCAUUAUAUUAGAAGGCUAUUUUUUUAAAAAUUAAUGAUACAUUGAUACAUUUUAACUUUUCAGAUGAAAAGUACUAUCAUAACUUCUAAUGGGUUAAGAGUUAAUGUGUGUUUUACAACUAUGUUUACAGUGCCAUUGAAUAUAUAUAUACAAACACAACUGUAUGAAUACAGUGAUUAAUGAUAAAUUUAUGAAGCAUUAUAAUUGUUAUACUUACUACAUUUCAUAACUAUUACAACAGUUUAAUGGCCAUUUUCAUGUUGUAGACUAUUAUUAUGUACAGUUUUAUAAGAUUUAAUGUAAAACAUUUACCUUUGUUUUUUGUAAAACACCACUUUUGAUACUUGGAGCCACACAGCCAUUGUCAAUCAGAAGAAAGAACCCUGUAUCUUACAGCUUCAGGCAUUUUAUUGGCAACUUUGAUUAUGAAAGACAUGCUGAUUCAAAAAAGGUGCCAUGUGCCAGUAUUACUGUGUGCCAUUUUAUAAAAUGGCAAUAAUACAAGACAAGUAUACAAUAAGUGGACAAAGACUCACUAUAUUUGUAUGUUUUCAGAUAGCAUUAGUGAACAUGUCUAAAUAUAUUUGCAGAGGUGGAGCUUCAGUUUUGUUUUUAAUUUGGGCUAUGAGUUCAUAUUUACAGACAUAAAAGUGUAACCAGAACCAUCCAGCUGUGAAAGAGUUGUCUCUAAAAUGAAAAGAGCUAAGUUUUCUAAAAUAAUUCAAUUUUCAUGUUGGAACAAGGAGAUAAAAUGGAAGAAGAUACUUAUGCUAACAUGAAAUACUUUGAGUUCUGAUUUUUCAAAAUGGAAAGGAUAUUAGUAUCACUACAUAGUGUUUUCCAAAUCAUAUCAAUGUAAAUCAGUUUUCCCAAAGGUACAAAAAUGUCUGUCCUGUACUUUCCGGAGUUUUGAGCUGCACCAGUCUAUUGAACCAUAAUUAAAAGUGCAACUUGUAUUCAUUUUCAGUGCCCUUUGGAAAAGCGCACUUUUACCUGAGGGGGUGUGCAAGUCAUGUCAUUUGUACUAUGAAAGGACAGUAUCAUUCCUGCAGUCUUAAAGGAUCAGUUGUGACGGCUGCUGUUAGACAGUUUGGUCUCUGUGCGGACACAGAAACGUACCUCUGGUGCUAACAUAUCACCAGCUCCUCAGGUAAUACUGAUCACUGUGGCUUCACUGAAGAAAUUCAAAGGUUUUUCAUGCUUGUGAACCUGACCCCUAAUUUAGUAUUCUCACAACUGAGAUACUGUCAUUGUUAUUCGGGCACACACAUCAGCAUUUGCACACUUAAGUCUCCAUCAGGAUUCCUGUGGAUAGAGGUGUGGUUUCAGGGUUGAGCUCUGAAGCUAACAGAUUUCUGCUGGGCAGCUUGGCCUUUUCUCUUCUUCACACCUGCAGAGUGGGAACUUGAAUACCUGGAACUUGCAUGUCUUUUUGAGGUCUUUCCUCUAAAAGUUCUGUGGUUUUAGCUCAGACCAGUGAUGCAGCUAUCCUAGUAUUUAGCUGUAGCAGGGCAAGUGCAGAAACCCUGAAAGUAAGUGUGUAUGGAAUAACUCACCCAGGGAACUUUUUGCUGUUGCUAAACCUUUAAUAUAGCUAAUCAAAAAAAUGUGAAAAAUUGAGUGUUUGAAUUUUGGGGUUGGUUAGUAUUUUUAUGAUGUAGCAUUCAUCUCUGAAGCUAAACAAGACAACCCUUUUCAAGUUGCUGUGACAAAACUAGAACAAAUUCAAACAGUGGGAUGAGGUAGAUUCAUCAAUUUAUUUUGUUGGACUCAAUACUUUAAUAGGCGCAGAACAGAGGAUUCAACAGCUAUUAAUGCAUUUCACGCUGAUGUACUUUUACACUGUAAGAAGAGUUCUGGCCAAGCUGGCAUGAAAUCUGUUCAUAAUGUGCAUCAGAAAUGGUGCAGCUGUAAAGAGCCAUGCAGUAUAUUUUUACUGAUAAUUUGUUAUUUUUCUCAGGAUCAGUUACAUACAUAUAAAAAAGAGUAUUUUCCAUCAAACAAAAAAAAUGUGUACUAGCAAAGGCAAAAUAAAGUUCCUGUGUCAGACAGGAAGCAUUUCUUUUUGAAUGAUCAAGAUGCCUAUUUGGCAAAAUCUUAGUUUGAUAUCAAAGACUGUAAUUCUCAGUAAUUUCAAAGGUCUAAAUUCAAAAUACUUUUGAACUUGUCUGUGUAAUCUCAACGUAAAAUAACACACCAGUCUAAGAGCAUUGCUGUAGCUUUGCCUAACAGUUAUGAAUUUUAUUUAGCCACUGCUUUUUGAAUGUUUAUUGUUUUGCUAUGACUUUCUUUUAAUAUUUUGCUGUGCCAGCAUUUCUGAAUGCCAGCGUUGGAAAGUAACUGCUGUCAUGCAUUUGUAAGUAAAAACAAUCUAUAAUUUUCUCUUGAUAGCGAUGUAGGCUUCUUAACAAAUAAGACAAAGUUGCCAUGGACAUACAGUCAGUUCCUAGUGUCUCACUGUUCUUUGGGCAACAUGUUACACCAGGUUCAUGUGAGAGCUUCAGGUGGUUUGUGUAUCACUGUUCUCCUUCCUGGCUAUGGAAGUAUCAGGGAGAAAAGUGAACACAGAUGGACAAAAGCACCUGUGGCUGCGGUGUUGCCAUUGCAUGGCAACCUCCAGCUGUGUUUUCCAAGGCCCUGAGCUGAGUGUUCUCCCCUAAUUUUCAACAGCUUUUACACCUCUCCAUGUUUAUGCAUAGGGACUGGGCAGGCAAAGAGCAGCAGCAAAGAGCAGCAGGAGAAUCUAGACUGCAUCUUAAGGCAACUUCACAGACACCUGCUAUGAAUUGCACUUUCUUUGCAAUUCGUGUACUCUACAAAAACUUGUUUUCGGCCUUGAUUUUUUUUCCUGGCUCACCUGUUGCCAGUGUUAUGUCCUGUCCUGAACCAGGUACUCUGUCAUUGUGUAAAGAACUGUUGAUUCUGAUCUCUCACGCAGUAAUGAACCUUUUGAGGUAUAAAUAUCUGUCAGAGCUUGAUAGAGCAACACAAAUAAUUAUGUCCAGCUGCAUUUACUUCAUAGGCUCUGGGUAUGGGUAUCUGGCUAUGAGAUUCACAUCUCUUUGAUCUCUUAAAUCAGAUCUGUAUUUAAUAUAUCCCUAUUUUAUUUUGUUACCAGGACUGUAACACAUAUCAUAAUUUUUCAGUUUGACUCUCUUAUGCUGUAUGGGUCUUCUCAAUACUGUCCUAAUGAUGCUGUGUGCAGUCUUCUUUUUAACGUUAGAUGAGCCUUUUUGCACAGACUUACUGAACCGUUCUUAUUCAAUACUGCACAUGAUUAGGUUUAAGCAAGACCUGUUCGAGUGAAAAGAGCUGAAGCACAUUAAAGUAAGAUACUGAGUAGGAAAACAAUCCAGGAAGUCCUUAUGUUGCUGACUGGGACUCUUCAUAUUUAGCAGAUUUUAAGGCUUAGCUAAAAUUACGGUCAAAAAUUCCUAACUAACGUGGGGAUUCAAGGGGAUUUCAGCUGAUUUUUUAAGUGGGAAGUAAUUGAUGCACAAUCUUCCUUCAUCUCUCUGCAUAUGGGUCUGUAUAUAUAGGGGACAUUCACAGAAUCACAUAAUGUUAGGGAUUAGAAAGGACCGUGACAGAUCAUCUAUUCCAAUCCCCCUGCCGGAGCAGGAACACCUAGAUCAGGUCACACAGGAACACAUCCAGGUGGGUUUUGAAUGUCUCCAGAGAAGAAGACUCCACAACCCCCCUGGGCAGCCUGUUCCAGUGCUCUGUCACCCUCACUGUAAAAAAAGUUUUGUCUCAUAUUUAAGCGGAACCUCCUAUGUUCCAGCUUACACCCAUUGCCCCUUGUCCUAUCAUUGGAUGUCACCGAGAAGAGCCUGUCUCUGUCCUCCUGACACUCACUCUUCAUAUAUUUAUAAACAUUUAUAAGGUCACCCCUCAGUCUCCUCUUCUCCAAACUAAAGAGAGACAGCUCCCUCAGCCUUUCCUAAAAUGUAUCUUGCACAUUGACCAGCAUGAUAUCAGAAGUGCUCACAUUACAACUAGCCAAAAGCAUUUGAGACAUUUAUUUUCAUUUACAGCAUUUCACUACUCACAGUGUUGUUUUUAAUGACAUAUGGCAUGUGCAUUAAUGAAAACUGAAGGAUGUGACAGUCAAUGUCGUUACAGCUGCGGCAUGCCUCAGUUAAAAAGAACGUGAUAAUGUCGUAACUCCUGUUGCCCCUGAAGUCUGGAAUUGUUCUCUGGUUUGCAUUGUCACUCUCUAAGGAACAACAUUUUGAGUUGUAUUAAAUAUUAAGCCACAAAAAAUAAAUAUUGGCCAAAGGAUUGUAAUAGAUGAUAAACUCAGAAAAGUAUCCUGCAUUUGAAAUAGAGAAUAAGCCUAAAUAAGAAACCCAUUCUGGACCAAAACAAUUUUUCAAGACCCUUUCUCCUCUCCAGAUUCAGCCCCAUUCCCUUGCACUACGUACAGCACAAUAUGAAGCCUGUAUGCAAGAAACUGCUGCACUGAAUUCAGGAAAAUGAAUUUAAACUAUUGUUGUGUAGUAGUAUUUUCAAAUCUUGCUUAAAGCAUGUCUCCUUUGGCUGGUUAUGAGGAAUGUAUUUAAACAGUGUUUGCAGUUGCUUAAGUUCUUAUAUAGUAAAUAUUCACAGUUGCUACAGCUUUCAGAAAAGGCUGCUGGACACAGACUGUGCAACAAUAUUUUUGUGUCACUCCCAUGCAAUUGAGUUCAGGUCCGUCUUUAUAAUAGGCUGGUUUACACAUUCUAAUUAUUAUCAACACUACAAUGAUUUUCACUGCAAAAAUAUAACACGCUUUUUAGAGAAGGGCACACAAGAGAGAGGCUACUGAUGCUUUCUUGAGGCAUGUAAAGUACUUCAUUAAAUAGCCAGUAACAACCACUGAGGGUUUUUUUUUCAUUUCUGUGCAAAAUGCAUUAAUAUUACCUUGCAAAAUUAUGCUGUUUGCACUUAAUCAUUUCAAUUAAUCUUUAGUAAAUUACCCACUACUUUGUAAUUAUAAUAUUUGCAGCUAAUUUAGUGCCAUUCUAAAAAAUCAUUUGUUGCAUAAUAUAAGCAAUUAACAUUUAGUCAUUUUUUCUUUUGCAGGGAGAUAUAUAAAUUAUCCUCAGUGGCCUUUCUGUACACCUAAUUAGCACCUGUCUGAAUUAUUCUACAGGCUAUGGACAUUUCAUUUGAAAAAUAAAUGCAUUGCUAGUUUCAUGAACUCUUUAUAAAUACACAGUUGUAAAAUUUACUUUCCAGGUGAAUACAAAAAUAUGUUUUCAUAUGUCUUCCGUGUUUACGAGGUAGGCUAGGCUCUUAGGCUAUUACAUCUAGAAUAGGUGCUGGCAUUUUUAAUGCAUUUAAAAUGGAAAUAGUCAGAUACCUUUCUUGCAUAAUUUAGUAAACUAUCCCAGAUUUGUAGCGUAUUCUGUAAUGAAAAGGAAAGCAAGGGGACAUCAAGAAUAUAGAUCCUAAUGUAACUCUCCCACUUCUGUAUAUGCAUAUACAACUAGGAAGUUUAAUUAAUUAGGGACUAUCCAAAGCAUUUCUGUGCUGUAGUGUCAAGGAUAAAGUUGUGGAAAUUAAAGCAGAUUGCUUCAAUGUUGUAAGCAAGCUUUGAGGUAAACACUAAUUUUCUAUUUAAAUGCAGAGUAUAUUGACUAAGAUCAUUUGAUCUUUCUAAAAACGAGAUCUGAAGCGUUCUAACAAGAAUGCCAAUAUGAAAUAUUUACAACCGCCACACAUAUGAAAUUAGGAAAUCGAAAAGAUUUUGAGAUUUCUCUGUGUGUAUAAAAUGUUGCAACAGACUCAGCUCCUAUAAAUGAGCACAGCUCCUUUGAUUUCAGUUUAGCUAUGUAAAUUUACCCCAGCCUAGUAUCUAGCUCAAGAAUGUGAAUUCCUUCCCAUCUUUUUGCAGGUGCAGAAAAUCAAGAGUAACUGCAGAGAUUACAAAAUUUGCAUUACAGUUUUACAUUCCUUGGGCCAUUGAUCAGAUAAGUAUCAUCAUGCCUCAAAAGGAAAUCCAUAACACAUGGGAUGCCGUGAGUCUUCUGGCAUUUUCCAUUUCCAGGGGCAUGGCAGGGGCCUUUUCAAGAGAAACAGCUGGUACGAUCUGGAGGCUAAGAGGAGCUGUUCAUACUGUGAGUAUCUUUUAGGCGAGAAAGUCUUUCUCAGAGGUUUGUUGAUAUAGAUCAGGCCUUGAGGCAGAUCAAGUUUGAUUUUUCUGCUUCAUGUUAAAAUGUAAGAUCCAGGUCUUAAACUGGCCUCAGGAACUCAUUGAGACUUGGUGGAGAGAACAGAUCACAGCUUUGAUAUUUUCACAGAAACUUAAGCAGCGGAGAAGGAAAGCAACCAUAUUCGGCUUCUGAUGAAGCUUGUAUAUUUUUGCAUUAAUUUUCAGAUAAAAAUGACCUGGCGUUUUCCAGGCUAGCGGUGACAAAUUCGUGAGUUCCUGUAACCUUAUGUUAUUCUACAGAGAAGAAGGGAAAUUUCCUCCUGAGUACGAACAAAAAGAAGGUAGUUUUCUUGUUUGUUUUAAAAUUGUAUUUUACUCUGUGCAAAACAUCCAUACUUGGAAGAAAAACAAAAUGGGAUGUUGGGUUUCACAGAGACACAAAUUCGCCUGAUUGGAGUUGUUCUUGGUACAUGUAGUGCUAACAGUCUGUCCAAUUCUCGUGAAAGAGGAUAUCCUCCCCCUUUGGCUCUUUUGUUUGUUUGUUUCAGGAAAACUACAGUAUAUGGCUUAAAAUCAUGUAUAGUCAAAAAACUGUUGACAAGUCCACAAAGCAGUGAAGAAAACAGUUAGAUGUUUGCUGGUGGCGUCAUUAAAAAUGAGAAAAGGAAUUUAACUGGAAUAUUUGAGCUUUCACAUUAGGGAUGAACAAUACAGUUGAAACCUAUUUCUAAAUUACAUAGUUGAAUGAGAGAGCAGGGUAACAUAGCAGCAAUAAUAUAUGAGAUGUUUAUCGUAUACCAUUUUAUCAUAUGGGGCAGUAUUGGAAUAAAAAUGGAAGUCAAUACACUAUACCUUGCAUCAUACCACCAUUUACUGUAUUUACUGUACUCCAAUAUCAGAACUAAUAUAGUAUGAAUGUUUACAAUACACUGGGGUAGAUAUUACAGCAAAAUACGUGCUUUGCCAUUUAGAUUUUUAAAGAAUUAGUUUGUGGCCUCCUAGUCUUUUUUUAGUUCAUUUUAUUUUACAGGAAUUAAUAGGCUGCUUACAUUUGUAUUUUACAUUAGUUGCAUCCUGGGUAUUUUAAGUUCCAAAAUAUAUUGGUUUUGCCCUAAGCUGUAUUCAAGCUAUAAUAAUUAUUUCUGUUUCCCAAGUACAUUUUAUUUGCAGUAUAUAUCUUUAUAUUUUAUUGAAUAAAUUUGUCGGUUUUCUUUAGUUUGUUUUCAGCAUUGAACAUGAUAAAGGCAAUUUAAAAAAGAAGUCUGAUAUUUCUUCUUUUAAGACAUUGAAGAACAAGGUUACUUUGAAAAGUUAAAGGAAACCGUGUUUUGUAAAGGACAGUGAGCUAUGAAUGGGAAUAAAAAUAAAUAAUCC
Molecule: messenger RNA, 10450 nt
Organism: Cygnus olor (mute swan)
Lineage: Eukaryota; Metazoa; Chordata; Aves; Anseriformes; Anatidae
Product: glypican-5-like
Exons: 9
Coding region: 52-1857 (601 amino acids)
Biological process (GO): cell migration; regulation of protein localization to membrane; positive regulation of canonical Wnt signaling pathway
Cellular component (GO): extracellular region; plasma membrane; cell surface
Source: RefSeq, a predicted model, not a curated record